UCAAGUGCUUUUUUAUUUCUUCGACUCGAAAAAAGGCGAACGGAGGCAUGCGCAUAUUUAUGUCAAAUAUAGUGUAAGGGAAUAAUAUUUUGGCUUUCGGGGGCCGAAAAUUACAUAAAAAAUGCAUAAGCUGAAAUUCUCACAAAAGGACAAGGUUAAGAAAUUUAUAACUUUCACUCAGACUGGCGAACAGACCGCUAUUUAUUGUCUGGCACAGAACGAUUGGAAAUUGGAUCUAGCCAGUGAUAAUUAUUUUCAAAACCCUGAUGCCUAUUACAAGGAGUCAAAGAGCAUUUUCAGUGUAGAUAAAAAAAGACUAGAGGCACUAUUUGCCAGAUACCAAGAUGCGAGUGAGCCGGAUAAAAUUACUGCAGAUGGGAUUAUGAAGUUUCUGGAUGACCUUGGACUCAGUCCUGAAAGUAAACUGGUAUUGAUCAUUGCCUGGAAAUUCAGAGCUGAAACACAAUGUGAAUUCACGAAAGAUGAGUUUAUAAAUGGAAUGACAGAGUUGGGAGUUGACAGCACCGAUAAACUUAAGGCAAGACUGAACAGCCUAGAAAAUGAGCUUCGAGAUUCCCAAAAAUUCAAAGAUUUCUAUCACUUCACAUUCAAUUAUGCCAAGAAUCCGGGGCAAAAAGGCCUUGAUCUUGACAUGGCCAUUGCGUAUUGGAACAUCGUUCUAGUGGAGAAAUUCAAGUUUCUGCAGCUUUGGUGUCAAUUUCUUCAGGAACAUCACAAAAGAUCGAUCCCUAAAGACACUUGGAAUCUUCUUCUGGACUUUGCACUGAUGAUAAAUCCAGAUAUGACUAAUUAUGAUGAGGAAGGUGCCUGGCCGGUGCUAAUUGAUGAUUUUGUGGAAUGGGCACAGCCUAGGCAACCGGCGUCUACGUAAUAGAGGAAAGCUAAUUCGUACUGAUCUGCGUAGACGUUAAAGCAGUUGUGGAGGACGUCUUGAAUGUACC
Molecule: messenger RNA, 962 nt
Organism: Diachasma alloeum
Lineage: Eukaryota; Metazoa; Arthropoda; Insecta; Hymenoptera; Braconidae
Gene: SCCRO
Product: DCN1-like protein
Exons: 6
Coding region: 122-892 (256 amino acids)
Biological process (GO): positive regulation of ubiquitin-protein transferase activity; protein neddylation
Cellular component (GO): ubiquitin ligase complex
Molecular function (GO): cullin family protein binding; ubiquitin-like protein binding; ubiquitin conjugating enzyme binding
Source: RefSeq, a predicted model, not a curated record